Molecule: messenger RNA, 1485 nt
Organism: Aspergillus puulaauensis
Lineage: Eukaryota; Fungi; Ascomycota; Eurotiomycetes; Eurotiales; Aspergillaceae
Product: LysM peptidoglycan-binding domain-containing protein
Exons: 6
Coding region: 1-1485 (494 amino acids)
Source: RefSeq, a predicted model, not a curated record
AUGUUUAGGCACUACUUAACGCUGCUCCUGCUUUUCACCUGCGCUUUUGCUACGAUCAUCCAAGAUCGUGCUGAUGCAAAAGAUAUACCACCCUCAGAGACCUCUCCGUCCCAGGCAACUCGUCCUGGAACAGUCAAAAACUGCGUUGCUUGGUUCCCUGCCAAGCGUGGCGACACGUGCGACAAGAUAGUGCAUUUGUUCAAUAUCUCUUUGCCAGAUUUCUUCAAAUGGAACCCAGACUUGGAUAAGAAUUGUGAGAAGAACCUGGGAAAACUACUCGUAUUGUGUGGGUGUUGGAAAACCGCCCAACCCUCCAGCUCCUCCCACUACCAGCACCAAAACUACCAGCUCACUGGUAGUGCCACCACUUCUACCACAUCGACUUCCUCUGGCUCAUCAACGUCUGGUGCGUCUGGUUCUUCUAGUCCUUUGAUUCCUUCUGGCUCGCCAACACCUUCCAGCUCUACCCACCUCGACCCCACUGGAUCAUACUCAACAACUAAUCCCAUCACGACGUACACCCCGCCUCCCCCUACUAGUAGGAAUGACACAUGGCCCCCAACACACACACAACCCGGGAAUCCGGAAGGGUGUAACAGAUGGCAUCGUGUUGCUGUUGGUGAUACCUGCGACACAAUUCAGGCUCGCUAUGCCGUAUGGGUGAGCCCUGAACAGCUACUAGAGUGGAAUCCAGGCCUUGCCGAGGACUGUGCAUUCCCCUUCGUCGGCUACUGGGUGUGCGUCGGCCAGCCACUAAAUACCACGUUCACCUACUACCCUCCUGAUAUUGGUACUACAACCACAGUGCCUGAGCCUACGAAUCACACAUCCACAGUAUUCCCCACAAAUUCAACCACUUGGAUGCCUUCUCCGACCCAAAAUGGACUCGCCAAAGACUGCCAGAAUUAUUACCAGGCCAAUAAGACUGAUACCUGCGCGACGAUAAUCGAGCGGUUCUACCACCUUACUGAGAAGAAGCUUCACGACUGGAAUCCCGGUUUGAAGUAUGAUUGCUCCGGAAUUUCAGCCGGCUACUAUUACUGCGUUGCAGCUUUUCCGAGGGGCCAAGAGCCUAUGCCACCAACAGUGACCACUGUGCCAUCCCCAAUCAGCACCGACACAGUCAAAGAAUGUACUGCUUGGUACAGGGCACGCGAACCAGAUACAUGUAUCUAUAUCUCUCUCAAGUUCGGCACCUUCUCGACAAAAGAGUUCAUCAGUUGGAACCCUUCUGUGCGCGAGGACUGUUCUUUAAUGCAGGUUGAUAAAUGGUAUUGCGUAGCAGUACCCGACACACCAACAACACGCACAGAGCCUUUCCCAACAGCGAUGCCAACUCUGUUCCCUCGCCAACCAAACAUUAUAGAAUCAUGCACUUGGUUCUGGCCUGUCUUGAAGGGUGAUACCUGCUCCAGCAUUAUCAAAAAGAAUGGAAUUACCCUCACACAAUUCACGGCCUGGAACCCCGACGUCGUUGACAAAUAG